Coregonus sp. 'balchen' is the source of this 3799-nucleotide messenger RNA. The record is from the annotation of a GenBank genome assembly. Lineage: Eukaryota; Metazoa; Chordata; Actinopteri; Salmoniformes; Salmonidae.
CUCAAUUCAAGCUGUAGGCUCCUCUCUCUGCAUCUCAAGGCUCUCUGAGACAUCCGGGCGAAGCUGAAAAUGAAACCACUGAGUGUUUGUCUCGUAUUGACCUCCUGUAUCCUCUGGGGCUCACUGAGUGUUGAGAUUAGGGUGAGUAUAUCUCUUCUUUAUGUCCAUGGUCAGAAAUGUUUGGAGUUUUGUGACUCUUUGUUGUUUGAGACAUGGGGGGAAGGACAUUCUUCUGGAGGUGUAUAGGGUUUGUUAUUUGAUUAACGAUAUCUGUAAGUGUCUGGAGUUUAGAGAUACUGGUUUACACAUGUGAAGAUAAGUUAGUGAAACUAGAGAAAUAGAUCACUUUCAACAACACACUGAUAAAGAAAUAGAUCCCUUUUAACAACAGACUGAUAAAGAAAUAGAUCCCUUAUAACAACGCACUUUGACUAAGAGCUUAACUUCAUGAUAGACCACUAAAGAGAUGUGGGGCCAUUGUCAAGUCAGAGGAGAGCAUCAACAUUUGACAUUGUUCUCUAUUUCUUUCAACUUUAUUUAACCAGGAAAGUCAAUCAAGAACAAACUAUGAUUUACAAUGACGGCCAGACUAUGACUGACUGCCCAUUAAUUGUAUAGAGCAUUAAAAAGCUAUCUUCUUUUAGUUUGGUUUUAAUUAUCAUAUAGCAAUUCAUUCUGUUGGGGUUUAUUCAUUCUUGUUUGGAAUCCACACACCGUUACACUUCUUUUGAACUCAUUCACAAGGUUAUUAACUGGCUUAUCUGUAUAAUAAUCUCUUACGCUAUGAGAAUCACCUCUAUAAACCUGUCACAUUAAUAGUGGAACAACACAUUUGGUUGUCUAAUAAUGUCAACCUAAUGUUGAAAAUUAAGGGUUAUGCAAGGGUAAAUUAGAGAAUUCACCAUCUCAUCCAUGUGUUUCACCGUGUCCAGGAUGGAGAACGGAGCUAUCCCCUAGAGACUGUGAAAGCUUUGAAGGAGCUGAUGGACGCAGAUGCCAUGGUUAACCCGCGGUUGAUCAACACCAACAUGGUCUCUGUCUGUAACAACCCUGUCCUGCCACAGGCCUUCUAUCCAGUGUGCCAGGGAAAAGGGGCAGCCAUGGUCUUCUCUAGGCUAGGUAAGGCUGUGCCAUAAACAAACAGUGCUUUGAGUAGUGGGUGGACUGAAAUAUUGUCAUUCAAUAUUGGUAUAUGACUUUAAAAAUGGUUUGUCUUAUUGCCCCUAUCCACCUUAUCUGUUGUAAAAAUCCAUAAACUGUACAUUUUAGCAUUCAAACACAAGCUAUAGGCUAUUACCUGCUUCAGCGUUUUUGAAGUUGUUGGAAUUGGUGGGGAAGGUGACCUGUUUUCACAAAAUGUUUACAUUUACAUUUUAGUAAUUUAGCAGACGCUCUUAUCCAGAGAUUCCCUCAACAAUGUAGUUAUCAGCAAAGUCAGUGCCAGUAGGAAAAAGUGCAUUCAUUAUUUUACCCCCUUUUUCGUGACAUCCAAUUACAAUCUUGUCUCAUCGCUGCAACUCCCCAACGAGCUCGGGAGAGGCGAAGGUCAAAUCUUGCGUCCUCCGAAACAUGUCCCCCGCCAAACUGUGCUUCUUAACACCUGCCCACUUAACCCGGAAGCCAGCUGCACCAAUGUGUUGGAGGAAACACCAUUCAACUGACGACCAGCCUGCAGGCACCCAGCCCACCACAAGGAGUCGCUAGAGCACAAUGAGCCAAGUAACACCCCCCCAGCCAAACCCUCAUGAUGCUGGGCCAAUUGUGUGCCACCCUAUGGGACUCCCGGUCACAGCCGGUUGUGACACAGCCUGGGAUCGAACCCAGGUCUGUAGUGACGCCUCAAGCACUGCGAUGCAGCGCCUUAGACCACUGUGCCACUCGGGAGGCCCCAUUUCAUUGUUUAAUUGUUGUUUGUUCGUUCGUUUUUCGGGCGGGGGCACCGUGGGAUUUAUUUAAGAUACUCUUUAAAGAAGUAGUAGUAAUUCACUAUUUUACAACUUGUUGGAUCGUUGCUCAUCCUGAAAGUAGUCUAUGGGCCAGGAGAAACUGUAAUCCAUGGUUCCGUUUUCUUUAAACAGCCAUUACAAACUUUCACCACUAGCUAAGAAUCAAUGUAGGUGAUGGGGGCAUGUGAGCAUGUUUUAAAAAAUAAUUCCCAAAUCACCUGAAAUUAACUCCAUAUUUGGUUUGAUGUUCCUUAAAGGUGAUUUGGCCAUAAUGCCCCCAUCACUUCCAUAGACGUUUAGCUAGCGGUGGCUAAAGUUAGCUGAAGCUUGUAAUAUCUGUUUAAAGAAAACUGAACCAUGGAUUACAGUUUGUCCUGGCCCUAGUCUACUUUCAGGGUGAGGAAUCAUCUAACGUCACGUUGUAAAAUAGUGAACUACUCCUUUAAAGACCCCACAACCUCCCUAUGGGGCCUGUUCUGAACUGAAUUUAUGUUGUGUACUCAGUGAAGGGUGUAUGCAGAUUGAAAGGCGUUUAAAGUCAAUGAUAAUGGAAACGUAAUCCAUCCUCAAGGGAUUGACUCUGAAGGGUUCAGCAUCUAUUGGUAGUCAUUAGCACAUUGAAUGGUUUCAGUGAAACACUGAUGAAUAUCUGCCUUGUUAUCAGCUGACGACCUCUAACCACCAGUAACGGCAGCCAAAGUGCUCUGUAACCUGGCAGGAUUUACUGAGUGUUAGAGACACUGCAUCCAUCCCAUAUCAUUCAUCCUUUUUAUACGAUCAACAACAUGAUCCCCCAUAACUGCUUGAGCAAAGCUGUCACAGAUGUGACAGUAUUGACAUAUUUCCUCUUUUGAUUCCACAUGAGCACACAUGGACAACCCAGGAAAGCGAUUCUCGGAGACUGAGGCAUACGCUCUCACAGCACCUGUUGUUAGCUGUAGCAGAGAGCUGGAACACAUACGCAGGCUGUUGCAGUAGAUGGCUUGCUACAACAAGCAGCAGAUGUUGGCCUGGACACAGCCAGUCCUGCUGCCUAAAGAGAAUGAUUCCUGCGUAUAAUAUAUCCUUCUACGUCCACUUAACGACAUGAUUUAUGUGUGUUGCUCACGAGUGAUUCUACUCACAAGAGCCCAAUGAAAGCUGAACAAAUAGCAUUUGAGUGCAAUAAAGUGUGCGAGACAAAGAAGUGCCUCUAUUUUGCUCUGUAAACCCUUUAACGAGGCUGAUUCACUUCCUCCCAUGGUCAAUAUUAGCAUUGUAUCUGACACUAUGGCAGCCAUAGCCAUAUGUUAACCUUGUGUGUUAUUGUUGUCUCUCCCCAGUGGAUGCCAUCACGUCUCCAGAUCUGUGUGAGAUCUGUGCCCACCCCGCCUGCUUUGGGUGUCUACCGUAAGACUGCCACCAUCUCUUACACAAUCCUCUGAAGCGCUCCUAUCUACACCACACAUCUUCACCUUCUUCAGAUCUGCAUCGCAUAUGAAGCCCAGGCCAUGAAUAAGCCCAACCUAUCCGUGUGACAGGGGCCAUGGAUUGACAAAUUGCAUACAGUUGAGAAAUGUUGUGUGUUUGAUGUUGUUUGAGCUGUAUGGCCGAAAUUAAGUUACUUAUAAUUCAGCAAAAGGCUUUAAAUCAACAGUAAUGUCCAGAUUUUCAUGACAUUUCCAUGGAUUACCAUGGAAUAUGUGAUAAAUUCACUGUAGAAACUGUGAAUCAUAAAUGUAUAUUGCUAUUCAAAUUGUGUCUAAUGUGUUGUCCCAUUUUUUCCACCAGACUGAAUUUGUUUAUAUUCUGCCACAUUACUGUAAAUGGACUGAUUCUGUAAAUCUAUCUUAAUAUAUCUACUUUACUGACAC